Molecule: messenger RNA, 1497 nt
Organism: Plenodomus lingam JN3
Lineage: Eukaryota; Fungi; Ascomycota; Dothideomycetes; Pleosporales; Leptosphaeriaceae
Source: RefSeq, a predicted model, not a curated record
AUGGCUUCCAGUACAGAACCCACCGCCCCGAACGAGGCACAGUUGUUAGACUCGGCCCGCUUCCAAACAAACAAUACAAUGUCCCCCAAACCGCAGCCAAAACAACAACUCUCCAAGGCAAUGGAACACAUGCGCUUUGCCGUCACCGUCGACCCAAUCCCACAUACCCCAACCUCAAUCUCACGACCACCACCGCCACCACAAGAACAAGCCCAAACACAAUUCACUCCCGACCCCACUAUUCCCACCGAAAACGACGCCUACGGAGUCCCUGCCUCCAUCGCCCCCGUCCGCGCCCCGCCCUCGCGCUCCCACGACCCCGCCAACAACCAAAAACGGAGCGACCCGUUCUCCUUUGGCAGCCGCUACCUCGAAGAAGGCGACAACAUCUUUGAAUUCAACGCCUGGGACCACGUCACCGUCGACUCGACCUAUCAGGCCUUUUCCCAGCAACAAUACGCCGCCCAGCGGCUCGACCCCGUCUCCGACUUUGACCGCAAGCGGUACAUGGAGCGGCCGGAGAAAUGGUGGAACCAAUUCUACAAGAACAACAAGAGCAACUUCUUCAAGAACCGCAAGUGGCUCAGCCAGGAAUUCCCCGUCCUCGCCGAUCUCGGCCACCCAGACGCGCCAGCCGCUGUCGUCCUCGAAGUCGGCGCCGGGGCAGGAAACUCUGCAUUUCCCAUUCUGCAGAACAGUCGGAACCCACGGCUCAAGAUCCACGCCUGCGACUUCAGCAGCAAGGCCGUCGACUUAAUUCGCGCCAACCCCCUCUACGACGAAACUUGUAUUCGCGCAGACGUCUGGGACGUCGCCUCGCCCCCCUCGGCCGCAAACACGGGACUCCCCCCGGGCCUCGCCGAAGCAAGCGUCGACGUCGUGCUCAUGAUUUUCAUCUUCAGCGCCCUCGCACCCACGCAAUGGCACCAAGCCCUCUGCAACAUCUGGCGCGUGCUCAAGCCCGGCGGACAGGUCCUGUUUCGCGACUAUGGCCGCGGCGAUCUCGCCCAGGUCCGGUUUAAAAAGGGCCGCUAUCUCGAGGAGAAUUUCUAUGUCCGGGGGGAUGGCACAAGGGUUUAUUUUUUUGAGCAGGACGAGUUGAGGGGGAUUUGGGAGGGUGCAACGAGUGCGGUGGAUGGGGAGCGUGCGACUGCUGGAGAGAGUGCGGUGGAUGUGACUGGUGGACGCAUGCUCGUCAACCGCCAGCGCAGACUGAAAAUGUACCGCUGUUGGCUGCAGGCCGUGUUUCGCAAGCCUGGGGGAGAGAGUCGGGUUGCGACGAGUAGGUUGGGGGGUGGAGGGGGAGAUGGGAAAGGAGAGGAGGGGGAUGUGGAGGAGGGGAAGGGACAUAUGGAGGGGGAGGAGAAGGGAGACGGUGAUGAAAAGGGCAAACGCAAAGGCGAGAGUGAGGAGCGCAGGCAAAGCGAAAGCAAUGGCAAAAGUCAAGCCGAUGCGCAAGAGCAAGACAAUGGCAAACAAGAAGUUAUACAAAGUUGA